AUGCCUGUAAAGUUUGAAAAAUUACACAACGCAAAGCAAUUAAUCAAAGCUCAUCUUGAAAAUCCUCAUUGGGAUAACACAAAAGAUCAGGCAAAAUCCCAAGAAGAAGAAUCCUGAAUAAAAGACCCCAUUAAGAUGACCAAAACUAGUUCAAAUUUUGCUCCAAAAAGACAGAUCCGCAAAAGAAGAAAUAUGCACAUUUCAAAAUUACAAAAGUCCAAUACGCUUCAAAAUUUCUACACACACGAGCCUGAAUCAGGUUGGGUUACAAAGAAGAGGAACCCAAGGGAACUUCAUGAAAGGGUAAAGGAGAAAUAUCUCAAAACUAAGAAGUUCAGAAUCAGAGGUGGUCAUCUAUCGAAACAGGAAAGGGAAAUUUACCUCAGUACUAUCAAAAGCUCAGCCCUCAAGAAGGAAUAUGACAGCCUGCAUGAGAGGAUCAAUACCAUUGAAGAAAGAAACCAGGACACCGAGCACAAAUACAGGCAGCUCAAUAGUGACCUCAAGGAGGUCAGAGAGUUUGUCAAGAUUAAAAAUGACAUGAUCGAAAUGAACGAGAAGCUGUACCUUAACAAAAGAGAGUGCAAAAACCUUGAUCAAGACUGGGACAUAGCAUAUCACAUUCUUAAACUCAAGGAUGAUAAAUACAAGAACUACCUUAAGCGAAAGCGUGCCAAAGAGAAAAAGGAAAUGCAAGACAAAAUACCAAAAAUACCAGACAAAGCUAAGAUAUUAGAGGAAGAAAGGAAAAAGAAGCAAUACCAACAAGAAAUGAACAUCUUGCUUGAAAGGCAUAAACAAGAGUUGCUGCAAGAGUCGAGGAACAGAAAACAAAGGACCUUGAAAACCACUAAAGAUGUUGCUCCACUGAUAGAAAUAAGUGAAAUUGAUUACCUAGAGGGUGUCAAAGAAGAAAUGAAACUCAAGAAUAAAGCCAAUACUAUGGUUGAGACAAAAUUUACUCUAGAUUCCUUAAAAUUUCAAAGGAAAGAAGAAGAUAGGCUAGCUCAAGAGUACUUACUGAAAAAGAAAGCACUUGAAUAUAUUAAAUCAAAUAGAUCUGAAAUUUUUACGUCUGCUUCUAGAAGGACCAUGAUUUAUAAGCCACCGGAAGUGAAGAACCCUCAGCCUCUCUUAAUAUCUAACAAAAGUUAUUCUGCCUUUGAUGAAGAAAACCAAUUGAGCACGAAAGAGCCUCCUGUCAGAGACUUUAUUAGGCUAAACAAGCAUUUGUUGCCUAAUACUCUCAAAUCCAUUGAUGAGCUUUAUCCUCCUCCUUCAUCACAAAACCUGAAUGUUCUUUCAGAGAAACAUGGGUUCACUAGAGAAGAGAUUCUUAAGUUCUACGUACUGUAUAAAACAUUAUGUAAACUAACAGUGACAUUCACUAAAGAUACAGAGGUGCGAGGAGUUUGUUUCGAGAUAUUCAUCAAUGGCAUCAGUGAGUUAUCCCUUGAAAACAAAGACUUGAUCAAGAGGAUCUUUGAUAAAGCCAAUGUCAAUAAGAAAUUGAGGCCGAAAAAUGACUUCAACACACCUUGGUAAGCCUCAUUUGAAUGUUUUAGAGAUGCAUACCUUGACUGGGAAGAGUUUCUGACUUGAAUGAAGACUAUCUUCACAGAUGACCUUGCAGUCAAAAUCGAACUUUUCUUUGACAUCGUCGAUAGUGAUGGCAAUGGCUCGCUUGACCGUGAUGAAGUUCGUGAAAUCUGAGAAUUAUCUCUGGUAAGAAUAAAAAAUUAUAGCUUAGUUCGAAGCAUCUGAAGAGACAAAGACCAGAGAGGAAGUUGCGGAUUACUUUACAACUUUUCUGUUCAAAAUCUUUGACCUUAAUGAAGAAGAAGAUGAAAUUCCUUUAUCAAUGAUAAGGUACUGUCUUUUUAAUUUCUAGAGAGGAAAUUUUUAAACCUAACAGUCCUCACAAGUAUCUCUUAUGCAUGUUUUGUAAUGCAGAAAAUAUUGUGAACAAGAAGAAAUCUAACACAAAGGAGAAGACUUAAAACAGAUCAACCAUAUAAUCCCCUUAUAUCUUAUCAACAAUUG
Moneuplotes crassus is the source of this 2043-nucleotide messenger RNA. NCBI's taxonomy places the organism in Eukaryota, Ciliophora, Spirotrichea, Euplotida, Euplotidae. The record is from the annotation of a GenBank genome assembly.